AUGGGGAAACUCGACGAUCUGACGAAAGAAUUUCACGGCGAAGUAGCGGAUCUGCGAAAUCAGGUGAAGGAGCAUCACACGGAAUUCACCAGACGAAUGGAUUCAGUAGAUCAGAACAUAUCAGAGCUCAAUGCGAACAUGUCGCGUAUAUCGGAGACAUUAGCUCAGCUGGUGGCGCAACAACGAUUGGAUCCAGUAACUCGGGAGGAUUUCGCGUCACCGUCGAGCGGAGUUCGUGAGGUACGAAAUUCAUUUCCGGCUGAAGCUGGAGGAAAUAGAAAUGUAGGUUAUCGGGGAAUCAACAAUGUCUUAGAGAAUAGAAACAAUAUGUUGAAGGAAGUGGAAUUACCUCAAUUUUGCGGAUCGCAUCCGUAUACUUGGAUCAAUCAAGUGGAGAGGUUUUUCCGCCUGGGGAAUUACAAUGACGCAGAACGUAUGGAGGUGUUGUUUAUCACUUUGCAAGGCCCGGCUCUACAUUGGUUCAACAAAGAGAUGAGUCGAGAUCCGUUUCGUGAUUGGGUUCAGUUCAAGAAGAGAUUGAUAGCAAUGUUUAAUCAGAAAAUGGAAGACAAUCCACAAAUGAGGUUGUUUGCGCUGAAGCAGAAAGGUCCUGUAACUGAGUAUGUAAAUGAAUUUGAAGAACUCACAACGAUUGUUACGGGAGCCGAAGAAGAGAAUUUGGACCACGUCUUUUAUUUGGGAUUGAAACCUGAGAUGCAAGAAGUUGUUAAAAUGCAGAAACCAAGGGGGUUAUCAGCAUUGUUCAGCAUGGUGAUAUCAAUGGAGGAUAGCAUCUUUUGUAAAUUCAUGGCGGAAGUUGCAAAUCCCUUCAGAAGGAGUGGGUUAUCUUUUCCUUUGCGUUCGGCUUCACAAUAUAACUCUCAAAGGAAUUGGAGCACUAGCUCAAGCACAGAUAGCCCCAAACCAUCAAUACAGAACAACGAACCAUCUGAAGCGAGCAAGACUCAGAGUCAGAAUGCAAAGCCACCGUGGAAGAAUAAUGGAGGAAGGAAUUACAGUGGGAUGCUGAAAUUGAGUCCGGCAGAGAUAGCUGAGAAGCGAAGGUUGGGACUGUAUUACAAAUGCCCAGAGAAGUGGUCCCGGGAACAUCAAAACACUUGUCACAACAUAAUGCUACAAGUGUUUACUGUGGUAAAUGAAGAGGAGGUUGAGAUUGUAGAAGAGGAUUGGAAUGAAGGAUUGGAAAAUGAGAUGGAGGUUGUUAAGCCAGGGUCAAUACAACUAUCACUUUUUUCAUUCCUUGGAGUAGACUCUCCGGGUGUGACGAAACUUUGGGGAACGAUCGGAAAGACUAAAGUGGUAGUGAUGAUUGACAGUGGUGCCAAGCACAAUUUCAUCUACCCUUCUGUUCUAAGCAAAACACAUCUCACACCUGCUAAGAACAGAACGUUUGAAAUUUUGUUGGGCACAGGAAUAACAGUCAAUGGUUCGGGAGUGUGUAAGGAUGUGUCAUUGGAGUUGCAGAAUCACGAGUUCACGGCUGAUUUCUUCGUGCUGGAGUUAGGCAACACAGAGAUAAUCUUGGAAGUUCAAUGGUUGAGGACGCUAGGAAAGUGUGAAUGUGAUUGGGAGGAUCAUGAGAUGUCAUUCAAUUACAAAGGCGAGAAGAUCACAUUGUUUGGCGACCCUGAACUUCAAUCUUCCGGGAAAUCCUUGAAGCAGAUGCAAGAGACGAAAUGGGUGGAGUAUGCAGAGUUGGACGUGGAGUUGUAUGUAGUGAGUAAGAAGGAAGAAAGUAUUGUGGUUCCAGAACAGAUACAACUCGUAUUGGACGAUUUUGCUGAAGUGUUUGCUGAACCUACGAAGCUGCCACCAGUACGUGGGAGAGAGCAUGCAAUCAAUCAGGUAGCCGGUUCUGGACCGAUUAGCGUGAGGCCAUAUCGCUAUCCACAUGCUUACAAGGAGGAAAUGGAAAAACUGGUGAGUGAGAUGUUGAAAGCGGGAACUAUCAGGCCAAGCAAAAGUCCUUUUUCAAGUCCCGUACUCUUAGUGAAGAAGAAAGAUGGAAGCUGGCGUUUUUGCAUUGAUUACAGGGCACUGAAUAAAGUGACAGUUGCAGACAAGUUCCCAAUUCCGGUGAUAGACCAACUGCUUGAUGAACUUCAUGGAGCCAAAUAUUUCUCGAAGCUAGACUUGAGAGCUGGUUAUCACCAAAUUCGAAAGCAGGAGAGUGAUGUGAAGAAGACUGCAUUUCGAACAACGAACGGUCAUUAUGAGUUUCUGGUAAUGCCAUUCGGGUUAACAAACGCACCAGCAACGUUUUAA
Messenger RNA from Microthlaspi erraticum, 2286 nucleotides. The record is from the annotation of a GenBank genome assembly. NCBI's taxonomy places the organism in Eukaryota, Viridiplantae, Streptophyta, Magnoliopsida, Brassicales, Brassicaceae.